AUGGAUCUCCUUUCAACGAUUCGAAAGACAGGUUCGCGCGGAGGCGUCAACUUUAGUUGGGACGAAGUCGCCAACUCGUCUCGCCGCGAAAAUUACCUCGGCCAUAGUCUCAAGGCACCUGUAGGCCGCUGGCAACGAGGCAAAGACCUGAAUUGGUACGCCAAGGCCGACGCGACGGCCGCCAACGCCAACGAGACGCAAGAGGAGCGUGAGGCGCGUGAGCGCAAGGAAGAGCUGCGCAAAGUCAAAGAGGCCGAGGAGGAUGCGAUUGCACGUGCUCUGGGGCUGCCCGUCAAGCAGAGAGAUACGACAGGCGCCAACUCAGUAGAGGUCGCAGACAAGAGGCAGAUUGGACCAGCCUCUGGACCGGAGCAGGCAGAACCGUCAGCGGCGGACGGCGAGAGACGAGCCCGCGAAAAGUCACACCGCCAUCGCGAUGAAAAUGGACGAGACCGAGAUACCCGGCGUAGACGCCGAAGUCGAAGCAGGAGCCGUGAGCGCAACAGAGAUGACGGCGAGCGACGCCGCCACAGGAGUCGCAGCCAUGACCGGGGCCAUAGAGGUCGCAGACAGCGGAGUCGUGAGAAGGAAGAUGGAUAUGUAAAGGGAGAGAGGCAUGAAAAGGAGGACAGUCGUGGGCGGGAUGAUGGAAGGCACAGAAAAGAUCGAAGCCGCCAUCGUAGCCGGGACCGCGGAGGAUACAGACAUCGGGAUGACAGGUUCAGGCGCCGCAGCCGCUCCAGAUCCUUCGAGGACAGGCGUGUCAAGCGUGAGCGAAGCCCGCGCCGGUGA
Beauveria bassiana ARSEF 2860 is the source of this 792-nucleotide messenger RNA. RefSeq names its product kinase phosphorylation protein. Bases 1 to 792 code for a protein of 263 amino acids. The transcript has a single exon. The record is from RefSeq and is a predicted model, not a curated record. NCBI's taxonomy places the organism in Eukaryota, Fungi, Ascomycota, Sordariomycetes, Hypocreales, Cordycipitaceae.